ACUGCUUAAAACAGGCUGCUUAUGAACAUGCACUAUACAAAAAGACUUUGCACAUUGUAUCACUGUAUUUUUGAUGCCAUGUGUACCGGUGAUGGUUUUUAUUACACUUCUUAUUACACAGAAGUCAAAACACCUUACUACGUCUCUUACUAAUUAUUAAUGUACUGCUAUUAAGAACUCGGUUAUAUAAAUCUGUUGUGAUUAGGUGUGUCAGUUGUGUACUAAAAUUAUGUCCAUUGCUCUCUCUCUCUCUCUCUCACUUUUUUCCUUAUUUGCACCAAAGCUGGCCAUUGUAGGCCUGUCAAGCAUAACAUAUUAUAAUAACUUGAUCCCUCUGUUAAUAUUAAGUGUACCUGUGCAAACAGUGACUAACCAGAGAGAUUAUUGGUAAGUCCUUGUUGAAGAAACCACACCUCUGCUAUAUAGCCACAUCCUGUUAAGAGUGUGUGGUUACUGCAAUAUCAGCCAACAAGCUGGUUUCAUUGUUGCUGCUGUUUAUCGGCUACGUUGCUUAACACCAUGGCGAAAGUCCUAGAUGUCAUGACAGUUUUAAUCAUUGCUUUGGGGAUGUUACAAGAAUCAACAGCUACCACGACCACUCCACCAGCAAUGCAAAUGACAGGACAAGACACCACUGAAACACACCAUUCAUCAAGCACAGCAUCUUUGACCACCCAUUCUACCUUUUUGACUAAUUCUCCAAACACACUGACUUCAACUUUGAACAAAACAGAUCGAGCAAGCAGCGCAUCUCCUGAAACAAGCAUCUCUCUAACAGCCACAUCUUCACAGUCACACACAUUGUCACAUGGCGAGAUCAACACCACGAACCCAAACAACACCACUUUAGUGGUCAGUAACAGCAGUGGAACCACUGCAUUAAGGACAACUGAACUUGCUUCAGUAAUAACCAUCCUGUCAUCUCCUGGAGAACCUGGUAAGACAUUGAUUACAACCCCAAGUUCAGCUCCCAGUAAUAAAGGACAAGACAGCUUGGCGAGGAACCCAGGCCUUGUGGCCAUCCUGUGCAUUUUCUGUAUCGUUUUGGCUUUGGUGAUUGUGGUUGCAAUCGCCAAGCUCAUCAGCUGCAGAAAAACCUCGCAGUUUGAAAGGCUGGAUGAUGUACCGAUGAGCAAGAUUAAAGAGGAUGCACCAUUUGCUCGAUACCCUUCACAGUAGACCAGACUUUGAAGACUUUCAUCAUGCUGGCAUCAGGCAUGAGAGUGUAAAUGCAGACUGGGAAAUGGGUGGAGUUUUGGAUGGAGUCCAAAAUGUCCUGCUUCAUGUAAAAGCUGUAGUGCGUUGCUGUAAUAACAUAAUGGCAUGUCAGACAUGUUUUAAGAAUUAGAAAUGAUUUAAUUUCAAUGCUAUUUUGAAUUGUUUUAAUGUUACAGUAAGACAGUUUGGUGUAUUCACAUGAUUAUAAGAGCAUUGAUGUGUGUGUGCAUGUAUGUGUGUAUGAAACAAAGGUAGCAUGAGUGUGUGCAUGUGUAGGUGAGUAUGUGGGAUUAUCAACUGAGUCAUGUCAUUUCUUUUGGCUUGAAUGUCUGCCCACUAUAUCGUACAUUCACUAACGAGACUUGAUUUGCUGUUAAAACUAUUGUUGGUCAUGAGUGCAAAGAUUGGUGAAGCUACAAAUAAUGAAGGGCAUGCUUCAGCAUAGCGUUGAGUAUUUUUCGGUAAUUGAAGCUUAAUAAGAAAUAAUUAUUUUUAUACAAUCAAUACAUUAACUAGGGUGGCACUGCCACCUCACAUUUCCAGGUUCCUGACUUUAGGUUCUUCGCAGUGCAGUUUCUCCAGUUCUUCCCAUAUCCAUAAGCUUCCACCAGGGGGGGCUGGUUUCCUUUUACCUCCCAAAGACAAGCCAGUAAGUGGAUUGGUGACUCUAAAUUGCCCCUAGGCGUGAAUGUGUGUUUACAUGGUGCUCUGUGAUAGUCUGGAGUUCCAUCCAGAGUGUAUUCUCGCCUCACACACAGUGUUCCUGGGAUAGGCUCCAGCUCUAAUGAAAACCUGACCAGGAUAAAGUGCUUUCUGAAGAUGAAUAAAUGAAAGGUUGGAAAUAUUGACCUAAAUGGGAAAAGGAAGUUUUGGAACUUAUAUAUAUAUAUAUAUAUAUAUAUAUAUAUAUAUAUAUAUAUAUAUAAACACAAGCCCUGCGAUGACCUGGCGACUUGUCCAGGGUGUACCCCGCCUUUCGCCCGUAGUCAGCUGGGAUAGGCUCCAGCUUGCCUGCGACCCUGUAGAACAGGAUAAAGCAGCUUAGAGAUAAUGAGAUGAGAUAUAUGCACACAAUACUGUGCAAAAGUCUUAGGCACAUGUAAAAAAAAAAUACUGUGGACCAAAAAUCAACAUUUAAGAAAAAAAUACCAUAAACAGCAGUAAGCCAUAAUAAAUUAAACAAAGUCAAUAUUUGGUGUGAGACGACCCUUUGCUUUAAAAAAAAAAUAGUAGUCUCAGGUACAAUGAGUGCAGUUUUAUGCAGAAACGAGCUGUAGGUUUUACUGAGCAUCUUACAGAACCAGCCACAGUUCUUCUGGACACUUUGUCUGUCACACUCGCUUCUUCAAUUUGCACCAAAACCCAGCAGCCUUCAUUAUGUUUUCUUUUUUACUCUGAAACGUGCUCUCAUGUAAUAUGCUGCUCAGAUACAGACAUUUUUUUUCCCUGUAACAUUUAAUUUUGUGCUGGAAAACAAACAUUUGGACUCAAAAAUGUUUUUGUACCGACUCGAUAAUGUUGAGGUCAUAAAAUAGAAAUCUAUCACAAAGUUUGAAUGAAAAUUUGCACAGUACUGUGUGUAUAUAUAUAUAUAUAUAUAUAUCCAUAACCACGUAUCCUGUAUAGGGUUGCAGGCAAGCUGGAGUCUAUCCCAGCUGACUAUGGGCGAGAGGCGGAGUACACCCUGGACGAGUUGCCAGAUCACCACAGAGCUGACACAUAGAGACAAACAACCAUUCACACUCACACCUACGAUCAAUUUAGAGCCACCAAUUAGUCUAACCACUGUGAGGAAAACCAGAGCACCUAGAGUAAACCCACACAGACACAGGGAGAACAUGCAAACUACAGAGAAAGACCCCUGUCGGCCACUGGGCUUGAACCCAGAGUUCUUGCUUGAACUUCUUGCUGUGAGGCGACAGUGCUAACCACUACGCUGCUAUAUAUAUAUAUAUAUAUAUAUAUAUAUAUUAGUGCUGUCAAGCGAUUAAAAUAUUUAAUUGCGAUUAAUGUCGCGACUGUCAUAGUUAACUCGCGAUUAAUCGCAAUUUAAUCGCACAUUUUUGUCACAUAAAAAAAACAUUGUAAUUCUCUUAUCAGCAUAAAAAAGUGAAUGGGCUUGCUUUGUACCAAUGUUUUUUUUUAUUGCAAAACAUAACGCGUCUUGACACAGCCACUACAAAGUGAAACCUAAGCUGAGCACCGGCGCGGGGCUAGCAAGAGAACCAUGAGUGAAGUGAUCUACUGCUUGAGUGUCUACAACUCUAAUCAGAGAGAUAGAUUACACAGUGACGGUAGCCUUGACAUGCUUGAUUAUAAUAUAAAGUACACUAUUAUAUUAACUUUAAGUUGUUCGUUGAUAAAUAUUGCAUUGAAUCUGAUCUUUACUGUUUCAGCUCACUUAACACAUUUUGUACUUUUACACUUUCUGCCUGUUGAUGCAUCGCACUGUCCAAUCAGAGGUGGCCAAAUUUGCAUAUUACAGGAAGGAUUUCUGGGAUAGCAUUGAGUUUACAGUUCAGAGGGAUCUGGCUUCUUUAGACGCUGUCUUCUUAAAACUGAAUAAAUAUUUAAAAAGAGCCAAAUGAGCCAGUCUUUUGAACGGCUCUUUUCAAAGAACGGAUCACAAAGAUGCGGAUCCCAUCAAAGAGCCAUAAAUCCCAUCUCUACUAGCGCGCCCUGCCCGCGCUGGUUCUUUUGGGGGG
Messenger RNA from Neoarius graeffei (lesser salmon catfish), 3923 nucleotides. RefSeq names its product protein CIST1-like. Bases 520 to 1179 code for a protein of 219 amino acids. Lineage: Eukaryota; Metazoa; Chordata; Actinopteri; Siluriformes; Ariidae. The record is from RefSeq and is a predicted model, not a curated record. The transcript has 4 exons.